This is a messenger RNA of Emiliania huxleyi CCMP1516, 1186 nucleotides long. RefSeq lists its product as hypothetical. The annotation marks the transcript as partial. NCBI's taxonomy places the organism in Eukaryota, Haptophyta, Isochrysidales, Noelaerhabdaceae. The record is from RefSeq and is a predicted model, not a curated record. The transcript has 8 exons. Gene Ontology annotation, biological process: protein phosphorylation; regulation of MAPK cascade; intracellular signal transduction. Gene Ontology annotation, molecular function: ATP binding; protein binding; protein kinase activity.
GGCAAGCCACAGGCCGGUCCGGCAGUCCCUUCUCUUCGUAUUCAUGAGGCGGAGGGCCGCCGCGCUCAACGCGGAGGGCCUCGAGCUGAAUCGGAACGGUGACACGCGCGAAGCGCUCCGCUGCUUCGACGCAGCGCGUCGGAUGGUGCCAGGUGAGCCGCGCUUCGCGCUGUCGGCCGCAAACAUGCUCCUCAAGCUGCACAUGCCGGCUCCAGCACUGGCGCUGUACACGAGGCUCCUCGCAGCCGCGAGACAUUCCGAACUGCCACCUCGGUUGUAUUCUCUGGCGACGGCCAAGCGCGACGAGGCGGCUGCGGCAGUCCGGGCCGGUGUCGGGGUCGGCGGCCAGCCGCAGCCUGGGCCAGAGGCACCGAGGCUGCUGGACAAGCUGGGCGGCGGCUGCUACGGCUCCGUCUGGCGCGGGCGCGAGGGGUCCGGGCGCGAUGUCGCCGUCAAGAUAGUGCCGCUGCAGGAGGGUCUCGCGCCGGGCGAGGUGCAGCUCGAGCUCGAGCGCGAGAUCCUGCUCCUGCGCUCCUUCUCGCACCCGCACAUCGUCCCGUUCCUGGGCGCCUUCCCGCUCCCCGGUGCGGGGGAGGUGUGGGUGCUGCUGGAGCUCUGCGAGCGCGGCUCGCUGCAAGAGGUCGUGAGGGCGGUGGGGCCUCCCUCGGACGCCGAGGCGGCCGCCGCUGCGCACGACGUGCUGCAGGGGCUGCGGUACCUGCACGUGGAGCGGGGCACGCUGCACCGUGACGUCAAGGGCGGCAACCUGCUCCUCACCCGGGGAGGGGUGGUCAAGAUCGCAGACUUUGGCGUCUCGAGCUGCAUCGGCGACCUCUCCGCCUCGAGCGUCACCGGGACCCCCCAGUGGAUGGCCCCGGAGGUCAUCACGGGCGAGGCGCGCGGCGCCAAUAUCGACAUCUGGCCAUAUGCAUAUGAUAUGUGUCAUGCCUGCCUGCGUAAGGAGCAGCAGCGGCGGCCGACCAGCGACGAGCUGCUUCGCGGCGCCGAGAGCGCCGCCGCCGCCGCCGAGGCGCCUGCCGAGCGAGCGUUGCCGCCCGGGUACCGCGCGCCGCUGGAGGGGCGCGACGCGCUGUACUGCUUGGCGGAGCGGGUGGCGCGGGCGGGCGCGGCGGGGGAGGAGGGCGAGGAGGGCGAGGAGGGCGAGGAGGCGGAGGCGGCGGAGGCG